CAUAAGCAGUCAGUCUUAUCACUACACCGUAAUAAGCAAUUGUACUAGUUCUCACUAUGUCACGUUCAUUUACAGAAUAUGAACCAACCAUUUGCUAUAACAAACCGGCUGCAUCGAUCGUUGCACCGGAAUGGUGCGAUACUAGGCGUUCGGCCGCCUUGAAUGGAUCCUUAGCAUUUGAGCUGGUAGUCCCUAGAAAAUCUGCCAAAACAUGGAAAAUGCUAUCGGGUGACUUAUGUCGAAUCACUCUAACUGAAGGUCCUCAGGUAGGAGACUUGAACUUGUGGAAUUUACACGAUCCCCGAGAGCACUUCUACUCGGGAAAAACUCGUCAACUUCAUGCCUCACACCUGAAGCCAUGCGAUCGUCUGUGGAGCUGCUUACCCCAUCUGCGUCCGAUGGCCACCUUUGUAGCAGAUUCACUGGCUGAGUACGGUGUUGAUAAGGAUGGCGGAGCGUUGCACGAUGUCAUCGGAACUAGGUGUGACGAUUACACGUACAAGUUGAUAACGGGACGCGAUCGAUUCGGCAGCUGCCACAGCUAUCUGCGAGAAGCCAUCCGGGAACAUGGCUUGGACGAGUCGUAUGUGCACGAUGUUUGGAAUAUUUUUAUGUGUACGGGAUUCACUAGGGAUACUCUACAAUAUUUUUGCAAACCAACCCCUGCUCGAAAAGGAGACUUCAUAGAGUUCGUGGCUGAUAUGGAUCUCUUGGUAGCGCUCAGUGCUUGCCCGCAAGGUGACGUUUCUAUUGUGGUGGGUGAAGAAGUUCCCGAUAGCAAAUGUUUCCCAUUAAAGGUGGCAGUAUACCGACCCAAAAUAAGAUGACGAAAUAAGAAAAAAAAACUAUUCAAUAGUGAUUGUAAUCUAACAUAAUUCGUUGGAAUAUCUCAAUAAAUUACAACUAUGCAACUGUUCAA
Molecule: messenger RNA, 919 nt
Organism: Malaya genurostris
Lineage: Eukaryota; Metazoa; Arthropoda; Insecta; Diptera; Culicidae
Exons: 3
Coding region: 57-827 (256 amino acids)
Source: RefSeq, a predicted model, not a curated record